AUGACACCUUCUAUCCUCCACUCAAAUCCACCUUCUAGACCAGGCUCACCCUCUCGACAACACUCGCAUUCUUCCAUUCCCACGAGACAAUCGACACUCGAUGAUGAGUCGAGUACGUUCCCAUUCGCAAGCAGUCCUACGCAUGUCACUGGCUCGUUGAGUGGUGCAAGCGAUGGUUGGGGCGGUAUGAAUGGACAUCAUAAUGCUGGCUCUGGGCCUGGAUCAUCCGGAGCUAUCACGCCAGGCUUGGAACAUGAACAACAGUUGGACAUUGUACUCGACAAUGAUCAGCUUGUCAUGCGUGGACAAGGCAGCGAUAUGAAUCCAACGUACUUGACGGGCAAUGUAGAGCUCAAUCUGAGUUCGUCAAUGAACCUAAAGGAUAUCACCAUGCAAUUGACUUGCAAGGCAAAGGUUCAAUUCACGGAUCCUACGGGAGGCAAAAGCCACCACAAUUCCCAGGUCUUGUUCAAUCAUGAUUGGUCAUUCCUCCAGGGGGACAAGAAACACAACCACACUCUCAAAGCGGGUCAUCACUCGUUCCCUUUCUCUCUCAUGCUCAAUGGUGAUCUCCCAGCUUCAUUGUCAACCCAGAAUCAUGAUGCGAUCAUCGUCUACAAACUCCGAGCGACCGCCAUUCGAUCAGGUCUGGCGUCAAACCUCCAUGCCUCCAGAAUAUUUCAUGUCCAUCGGACAUUCACCCAGGACGCACUCGAGUUUAAUCAAACGCUCGAGAUUGAGAACACUUGGCCCGGGAAGAUCAUGUACGCCAUCACGCUCCCGUUCAAAGCGUACGCUGCGGGUGACGAUAUUCCCGUGUUGGUCAAAUUCAUGCCUCUGGCUAAGGGCGUCAAGGUGACUUCAGUCACCACCGAGAUCCAUGAGACCGCAACGAUACAGACAAAGUACUCUUCACGGAAUGCCUCGAGACGAGUCACGACUGUUCGGCAUGACUUGUCGUCUGGCAGACCGGAAUUGGUGAACGAGGAACCAAGUCAUCCGCCAUUGGGAUGGAGAGGACAGACCAUCACCAAUUCCAGACCAUCUCGACCGACCUCUCCUGCCCCUCCUGGAGAUUCCUCCGACGAGCAGAUUGCUCAGCACAUGGAAAGGGGAGAUGACGAAGUCAGCGCCUUCCUCUUCGCGGCUGUUCCACCUUGGACUACACCUACUCAUACCGUCUCCCCCGUUGUCAUCUCUCACAAGAUCAAGUGGUCUUGUAGCAUCUCCAACUCGGACGGUCACAUCUCUGAGCUUCGAUGCGCCCUUCCUGUCAUCAUCCUGGACAACUCCCAGUUGACAGAUGCCCACGCCGCUGGAGCGACGACUCGGAACCUUCUUUUUGGUCGAGCGGAAGAAGAUGCUCCGAUCGACCUGCCAAGUUACAGCAAUCAUGUCUAUGAUCGAAUCGCCGUCGCUGAAUCCUCAUCGGCAAUGUACGCGGCUCGUUCUGGCCAAUCGUCCCUCUCCAUCACUCCUCCCGUCUCGCGACCUGCGUCUAGACCUUCAUCUCCACUACCUGAGGAGGACGAGGAAGAUGAGCAUGGAUCAUCGGCGAGACCAAGAAGGCAGCUAUCGUAUCGCGAUGACCAAGAAUUGCUGCUCUCCCUCGGCGCCUUGGUCUCACACAAUUCUUCACCUCGCGAUACUCCCAGCACGUCGCGCGGUGCUUCUCGUCACUCCUCGCGACCAAAUUCUCGACCUCCAAGUCCUGAACGAAGGGGAUCAUACAAUGCAGCUGAGGGUCAGCACAGUAGUCACACUGGUCGUCAUUCUCAUUUCAAAAUCCAUCUACCAGCUUUCAAGCCUCUCAGCAAAAAUAGCAGUAAACCCAUUCUGCGCAACUUCUCAAGCUCUUCUUUGAGCGCAGGAGGAGAUGCCAUGCGACGAUCCAGUUCUUCCACUUCAGUUCCUGAUCACUCGAGAUCGCCUCACGUCCAUGGAUCUCAAUCGGUCCCCAAUGGUACUCAGACGCCGAAUCUACCGGCAGGAGCUUCUGCUGUAGGAGGAGGUUCCACCAGUCCAGGCAUGGGUCCCACUACUCGAGCUCACGGAAGAGUUCAAUUCGCGAAUGAAUGUGCAGGACAUGAUCGACCCAAUCGAUCACGACAACAAUCCCAUGCUUCAUUCACCGUGACACCAGAAGACGAAUCGCAAGAUCCGUUAACUCAAGUCCCUUCAUAUGCCAUUGCUUCGAGGGGUUUCCUCGGUGGUGGUGUCGUACCGUUGGACAGGGGUCUCCCCACUUACGAUGCGAGUGAAAGAUCUACCGCCAAUUCCGUGGUGAACUCCAGACGAAACAGCUUUGUGGGCACUCCAGCCAGUCAAGACGAUCUCGUUAGACCAAUGAGCGAGACUGCUUUGGUGGAUUUAGGCGAUCAGCCAGCCCAGUCUGCGUAA
This is a messenger RNA of Kockovaella imperatae, 2400 nucleotides long. RefSeq lists its product as hypothetical. The coding region runs from base 1 to 2400 and encodes 799 amino acids. Gene Ontology annotation, cellular component: plasma membrane; cytoplasm; cytosol. Gene Ontology annotation, biological process: ubiquitin-dependent endocytosis. Gene Ontology annotation, molecular function: ubiquitin protein ligase binding; protein-macromolecule adaptor activity. NCBI's taxonomy places the organism in Eukaryota, Fungi, Basidiomycota, Tremellomycetes, Tremellales, Cuniculitremaceae. The transcript is spliced from 2 exons. The record is from RefSeq and is a predicted model, not a curated record.